Molecule: messenger RNA, 703 nt
Organism: Anopheles coluzzii
Lineage: Eukaryota; Metazoa; Arthropoda; Insecta; Diptera; Culicidae
Gene: mRpL48
Product: 39S ribosomal protein L48, mitochondrial
Exons: 3
Coding region: 105-659 (184 amino acids)
Cellular component (GO): mitochondrial ribosome
Source: RefSeq, a predicted model, not a curated record
AACAAAACCACCAGGAGGCCAGCUCGUUUGUUCCCGUCGUGGCAGAGAAUUAGAACUUUUUAUUAUAAGUAAAGUAACAAAAAAAGUUUUGAUAUUCACAGGUCAUGAUGGCUCGCAGGCUGACCGCUGUUCUCAACCAUGCACGGGCAUUUUCCGGAACUGGCGCUCGUUCCUUCAGUCAUUCUGCCUUUACCUGCACGAAUCGCAUGUACGAGCCGGACUACCUAGAGCUGCUGAAACCGAAAUAUCCGCUGUACGAAACGCUCAACGUUACCAUCAAGGGCUACGACUAUCCGCUGCUGGAAAGCUACCAAAGAUUCAUCCACAAUGUGGCAGACUCGAUGGAUCUGGAGAUAGCGGACGGAUACGCACAACCGCCACAGAAGCUAAACGUGCAAAAGUUUAAACCAAACUCGAGCGUGAUCGAUAGCGAGUAUAAGCUAACCGUUUACGAGCGUACGGUGCAGGUGGAAAAGGUACAGGCACCGCUGUAUCCGCUGUUGCUGCGUACACUGCAGGCGGCUCUUCCGGAAGGCGUUACGUUGAAGGUAACCGAGCACACCUGGGAGCAGGAGGAAGCUCGCUACGUGCCAGACAGGGACCUGAAGGAGCUGAAGCAGCAGCUAGACGAGAUGGGUGGAGCGUCGAAGAAGAAGUAAUUAGUCAGUAAAUACAGUUGCAGUUAGUUAUGGUAGUGGAAGAA